AUGCGUCAGGUGCACGAAAACCCGGCGUCGAGCUCCGCGGACGAGGACAACAUCAAAGAGAGCCUGAAAGUCGCGACCGAGGCGGUCGCGAACGCGCGGGAGAAGAAGCGCGCCGCCAUCGAGACGCCGCUGUCGUUGAAAGUGCGCUGCGUCAGCGUCUCCACCAAGGCGUCGCUCGCCGUCGCCAAGGCGUUCACGGACCCGCUCGACGACGUCAACGGGCUCGCGUCGACGUACGGUGAGAACGCGGCGCGGGCGGCGAUGGACGCCGCGGACGCGUUGACGAGCACCGCGAACGACGACGCCGCGGCCGCGCGCGACGCGUUCGUGAAGGAAGUCUUCGAAGGCGCGGAGCACGUAAAGGGAAAAAAGGCGACGGAGGACGCGCGACGCGGCCCGGAGUCGCAGACGUGGAGGCAUCACGCGGACGCCAACGACGACGCCGCGCGGAUCGCGGCGGUGUCCAGACGCGAGUCGAGCGACGCCCCGUCACGGCCGUGCUCGCUGUGCGUCCCGCGCCCGGCCGCGCGAGGGAGCAGCCGCGGCGCGGCGGCGGCGGCGGGGCACGGCGGGCAGGCGCCGCCGCCGGAGGUGCGCGGCGAGGGAGUCCUCGCCGUCCCGAGAGACGCGCUGCCGAUUUGGUCCCCGCGCGCGGACGACGUCAACCCGGAGAAGGUGGGGAAGAAAAAGUACGCCGCGGCGCUGGAACACUUUCAGUCACACUGGCAGCGCGGUGACGCCGUCGUCGUUCGCGGCGUGGAAGGGAAGUACACGGGGUGUUGGAAGCCGGAGAGCAUCACGCGCGCGAUGACGGACAUGAGCAACAAGCGCCUCGGGACGGACGCCAGCAGAGACGUGAGCGUGAUCGACUGCGAGUCGGGGGAGACGGUCACGCGGUCGAUCGGGGAGUUUUUCAAAGGGUUCGACUCCAGGGCGUACCGCGAGAGCAAGCUUCAGCAGCACGGGCUCUUGAAGCUGAAGGACUGGCCGAGCGAGGACGACUUCCGGCAGAAGAUGCCGCGGCACUUCACGGAUUUCGUGCAGAUGCUCCCGUUUCAAGAGUACACGAACCAAGUCGACGGCCCGCUGAACUUGUCCACGAAACUCCCCAAGGAGUGGGUCCCCCCGGAUCUGGGACCCAAGUCCUACGUCGCGAUGGGGCGCGUGAAAGAGCACGGCGUCGGCGACAGCGUCACGCGGUUGCACCAGGACAUGUCCGACGCCGUCAACGUGCUCGUGCACGUGGGCCCGAGCCAAGCGGACGACGACGACGACGACGGCGAGGACGAAGUCCUUAAGGAACGGCGUUCACCACGCGAACGCGGUCGUAUGGGAACCAGUCACGACGAGGACGACGACGACGGCGAGCGCGUUCCCGAGACGGAGGAUGAAAAGGCAAAGGCGAGCGCGGACGCGGACGCCCCGGGGGCGCGCUGGGACAUCUUCCGGAGGGAAGACGUUCCGACGCUCAAUGAGUGGCUCUCGUGGAAGUGGUGCAAGCGCGAGCUGGAGUACCAGCCGAAGAUGGAGAAGCGCGCGCGGACGAAUCAUCCGAUUCACGAUCAGCAGUUUUUCCUCACCGCGAGCGAUCUCGACGCGCUGCGUGAAGACACCGGCGUGAGGCCGUGGUCGUUCACGCAGAAGCUCGGCGACGCGGUGUUCAUCCCCAGCGGAUGCCCGCACCAGGUCCGCAACCUUCGCAGCUGCUUGAAAGUCGCCGUCGACUUCGUCUCCCCGGAGAGCGCGGGCUUGUGCCUCGUCAUGGCGCGGCAGCUCCGAGGGUGCGGGAUGGAAGAUAAGCUCCAAGGCCGCGCGAUGAUUCUGCACGGCGCGCGCGCGGCGGACGAGAUCCUGAACGGCGGGAAGCAGCGCGCGUACGGCGGCGCGUCCGAGGCGGCGCUUCGGAAGCUCGAGGAGGACAGAGCGGCGGCGGCGACGGCGCGGAGAAAAACGCCGUCGGACGAGGACGAGCCCGACGACUGGGACGAGAAGAACACCCUCGAGGCGCGACGGAAGAAAGAGGAACAGGAGGAAGCUCGCGAACGCGCGAGGGAGGAGAAGGAGGCGAGGGCGCGCGCGAAAGCGGAGAAGGAGGCCGAAAGGCGCGCGGCGAAGACGAAGACGAAGAAGCAGGAGCCUCUUGAUGAAGCGUCCGAGGAAGCGAGCGAGAUUGACUUCGCGUCGGACAUCUUGGCCGGCUUCGCGGACACCGUCCUCACGGAGUCGCAACACAAGAAACGUUCGCACCCUCGCGAAACCUCCGACGGCGCGAAACCUCCGACGGCGAAGCGCAGCAAGCCGAAGAAGGAGACGCACGCAAAGGUUGAGCACUACGACGCCGCGCCCGUCGCGGCGGUGCCUCCUCCCUCGUUCGGGAACCUCAACCCCGGAGCGUUCGCCGGCGCCGCGCCGGUGAAUCCGCUGUUGUCGCAAAUCGCGGCGUUUCAAGCGCAAGCUGCCGCGCAGGCUGCCGCGUUCGCGCCACCGCCACAGGCGAUGCCACCGCGAAGCGUUGGCGCCGGUCCCGGGUUCUUCAACUUCCCAGCAGCGCCCGCGGCCGUGUCCAUGCCCCCCGGCCUCGGCCUCGGCGCGACGGGACCCGCGGGCGUUUCCCUCCCGCGAGGGCCGGCGGCGGGGACGACCCCGGAGCAAGAGAUCGCCGCGGCGCAGCACGCGACGCAGAUGCAGCAGCACUUCACCGAGCAACAAUCGCAACAACCGAUGUCUCCCUCGAUCAUUGCCCAAUUCCUUCAAAACCCCCUGCUCAUGAAUGUCCUGACCUCGCAACCGACGAUGAUGGCGGGCUUGAUGAAUAACCCGCUCGCGAUGCAAAAUUUUCUCAGCGCGCUGCAGCAACAGGACGCGGCCGGCGGGUUCUCGUUCUCGCAGAACGCGGCCGCGCAGG
This is a messenger RNA of Micromonas pusilla CCMP1545, 2905 nucleotides long. Its product is annotated as JmjN/JmjC protein. Gene Ontology annotation, biological process: regulation of transcription by RNA polymerase II. The record is from RefSeq and is a predicted model, not a curated record. The annotation marks the transcript as partial. NCBI's taxonomy places the organism in Eukaryota, Viridiplantae, Chlorophyta, Mamiellophyceae, Mamiellales, Mamiellaceae. The transcript has a single exon. Gene Ontology annotation, molecular function: histone H3K9 demethylase activity; transcription coregulator activity; chromatin DNA binding. Gene Ontology annotation, cellular component: chromatin; histone deacetylase complex.